UAAGUGUUCGUGUGUCGUAUGGGAGACGGAAAACUACAACGGGCGAGGCAUGCGCCGAUGCUGCUGCAAAUCUAUACUGGCCCAGUAAACCAAGGUUCUGUAUCCGUAGCGCUGUGGAGGACAAUAGAAGGCUAGCCAAAGUCAUGUCUCAGAGCAGACAGUUACAAACCGAACGAAAUAACAAAACACGAGCCAACAGCAACCAAACUACCGGUAAUAGAGCGGAGGAAAACCCGAACGGGAGAAGUGCGUCGAUCCGAAGCCCGGCAGCCAUAUCUCGCACCCCAAGCGCAGACAGACGUCUCCUGCGCACGCUCACCGUCUCGCCAAACGUGGACAACCCCACACCGGAACCAGAUAUUAACAAUUUUGUGCGCAAGUCGCAGCCUGUCAAACAACAAAGUCUGCACACGCAGUCACGGCGUUCGCAAGGGCAGCACACGGGAACGCCAGUGGAGAGUGCUGUAACGCCGCGGCAAAGUCGCCUACGCACGCCCACAGAGUCCUAUGUCGGCAGUCCUAACCGCACACCGGAUGACGGUAGCGCCGAUGAAGGUUCCAAACCGGGUCGCACAAGCAGGGUGGUCAUAACACUUCCUGCAACGGAUAAUGAGAUCAGAGCGGACGCAUGGCAGUCGGGGAAGACGGUAGUCGAGUCCAACAGCUACAUGCUCAAGUACGAGGUUGCGUGUGACGUCACAUUCACCGUGGGUGAAUCACGUGAGGAGAUUCGUGCGCACAAAUACAUGCUGCUCGCGCGGAGUCCAGUGCUCUUUAAGUCACUCAUAAAACACAUGGAGAAACCUGACGUGCGGAUAGACGUCCCCGAUAUAAAGCCACAUAACUUUCGGGAGCUGCUACAGUAUGUAUAUACCGAUGUGUUCGACAUCCACUCAGACAACGCGCCGUUCAUGCUUUAUGCGGCCCGGAAGUUCCAGCUGAAGGGAUUGUCAAGCCUGUGUUUCCAGUUCCUGGACGCGGAGAUGCACGACGAGACCGUGUGCAAGAUCAUGGAACAGGCGCAUAUAUACAAUGAAAACGGCCUGUAUGAGAAGUGUGUCCGCUACAUAUACACCAACGGUAACGCUGUCUUGGCAAAGCCGUCGUUCGCGGAGUUGUGCUCGGAGUGCGUGGAGCGGAUCAUCAAGUCAGACGACCUGCGCGCGUCAGAGCAGGCCGUGUUUGAGGCGUGUGUCGUCUGGGCAAACGCUGAAUGCAGACGUCAAAAGAAGCAGGCGACAGAUGAAACGAGACGCAAAGUGCUUGGCAAGCUGUUGUACUACGUACGUUUUCCGGUGAUGGAUGUGACUUAUUUUACACAGAAAGUUUCACUAGGUCAGCUUCUGUCACACGAUGAAACGCUGUCUAUAUUUCAAUUUUUUCAUGGUGAGGAAAACCAACUCCCUCACAGGUUCAUCCGACAGGAACGAAACCAGUUCCCGCGGAACGUUACGGAGAACGCCGAGCCUUUAAUGCUAAGUACCACGUCACGCAGUCCCAGCGUGAUCAGCGCAACACGGUUUCCCGGAACAGACGGUCAAUGGAAGCAGAACGGGCCGCCCGAUGCCAUUUCUUUCACAGUUUCACAACCAAUAGUUCUUUAUGGGGUGGAAAUAUAUGGCGCUGCAUCCGGAAAAGAGACAUACGCGCUGCAGAUCCUUGUAUACGACGACAUCACCCGAGAAGAGAUACGUAAGAACGACGCCAGUUUAUUCACGAACUCUAUAAAAGAUAAGUACGAGGUGUACCUGGCCCGCCCGCUGCGGAUCCCCCCGCGGCGCGUGUUCACUGUGGUGGUUAUCAUGAAGGGUACGCCCACCCACAAAGGCGUGGACGGCGAGAGGACGCUGAUAAUGGACGGGGUCACGUUUGAGUUCACGGACAGCAACCGCAGUUCCAAUGGAACGGACGCCAGUGUCGGCCAGAUUCCGGGCAUUCUCUUUAAUAAAACACAAUGAAGUUUCGUAAUCGGGAUACAAAACCAGCAUUCAGCUCAAUGCUGUAUCGUCAUGCAAUUAAGUUAUGUUCACAUAUUGCGGUAUGGUUUGAUUGUAGGGGCUAUGCAUUAUUAAAUGACAGAAUGAAUCACUACAUUAUUUUUAUAUUUUAUUAUUGCAAAUAAAAAGUUGUUUAAUUAACAUAUAUAAAACUAUUUUAAAUGUUUUACUUUUUCGAAAGAUUCUUUAAAGCUCUGAUAUUCUGCCAAAAAACAACACCAUAAUUUAGAAAUAAAAUUAGAAAACUAAA
Molecule: messenger RNA, 2247 nt
Organism: Dreissena polymorpha
Lineage: Eukaryota; Metazoa; Mollusca; Bivalvia; Myida; Dreissenidae
Product: BTB/POZ domain-containing protein 6-B-like
Exons: 6
Coding region: 144-1958 (604 amino acids)
Biological process (GO): neurogenesis
Cellular component (GO): cytosol
Molecular function (GO): protein binding
Source: RefSeq, a predicted model, not a curated record